Scleropages formosus (Asian bonytongue) is the source of this 2470-nucleotide messenger RNA. RefSeq names its product ring finger protein 215 (gene rnf215). The transcript is spliced from 9 exons. The record is from RefSeq and is a predicted model, not a curated record. Lineage: Eukaryota; Metazoa; Chordata; Actinopteri; Osteoglossiformes; Osteoglossidae. Bases 272 to 1504 code for a protein of 410 amino acids.
UCUGGGAGUGUCCUGCGGAUGGAACCAUGCCUACGGAACGGCAAAAACAGGCGCGUUCGGAGGCCAGGGUACCAGGCAGACGGCGAGGGCUGCAGCAGUUCCCCGGUCGGCCGCUAGAUGGCGGGCUCGCCAGCCUCUGUGUUCCGGGCGACCAGGAAGCAGUACGGCUCGGAUGUUUACAUGGGCAGCGGCUCAGCGUCCACAAGCACCAUGAGCCCGCGUUAGUGUGCCCUCAUCGGACAUUAUCUGACACUUUAUUCAUCGCGGAGGAAUGGCUGCCGAUGGAUGCUGGCGUUGCGUUUCCGUGCUGUGGGCCGUUGUGGCGCGCGCCUUCCUGCAGUGCGCCGCGGUGUCCGGCGCACAGCAGGUGGCCUCGACGUCAUCAUCGGCCGGACAGGUGGCCGCGGUGGAGGUUUUCCUGAAGGACCGCGCGCAGCUCACGGCCGCCCUGCAGGGGGAGGUCGUCGAGGGAAGCUGGCCUGGAGAUGAGCGCGCGGCAGAGGACUUCAGGAAAGAGCUUCGCCGCGAAACUGUGCAAGGGCACCUGCGCGUAGUGCAGGAUGAAGAGUUAGACCUCCAGGACCAGCCUGAGGGCAAGGAGCCCUGGAUCGGUGUCGUCCCAGUCAAGGUGGACGAGAGCGAAGCUCCAAAUGGCAAUCAGGAGUCCUUCGCCGCCGCGGUCGUAAACAGGAUGAAACGGGCCCUUGUGCUGGGCGCCUCUGCCCUCAUCAUCCUGGCGCUCAACCAGAACACCAUCCGGGAGAUGGACCUCUCGCAAGUCCUUUCCAAGCCAGUCAUAGUGAUCCAGACAUCAGAAAAUGUCACCAAACUGAUCGGAGCGCUGCUAAGAGGUCUGCAGGCAACAGCAAAAAUAACAUACAAGACAAUCCUCCAGGAUAAUCUGGGGGCAACGUUGACACUGUGGUCCAGCUGUGGACGGUCAAGAGGGGGGCUGUAUGGGGAGUGGCAGGGGGUCAUCUGCACUGGAGAGACCAACUCCCAGGUCCAAGUAGGUCCUCCUGAUGCCAGAGAGCUCAGAGUGAGAGUGGUCAGGCCUGGCAGCAGAGACUCACAGCUGGAAGGGCACCGAACUAUAACUGUCCCGCUUCGUCCGCAGAAGUACCUCCAGCAGCUGUGGAACACGGUGCUGUGGGUGGCCAUGAUCCUGUGCACCGGUGUCAUUGUUCAGGCCCGCUGGCAGUACCGGGACCGUCAAGGCAACGAUGACGUGGAGUUACUCCCCAAACAGGACAUCCUGAGGAGGCUGGCAGCCCUGAAAACCAGGAAGUACCACCCACCCAAAGCGUGGUGCGAUGCGGGCCAGGCGGGAGAUGCAGAUAACUGUGCUGUUUGCCUUGAGCAGUUCUACAACAACCAGUGUCUGCGCGUGUUGCCAUGCAUGCACGAGUUCCACAGGGACUGCGUGGACCCCUGGCUGCUCCUGCAGCAGACCUGCCCUCUCUGCAAGCGCAGCAUUUUGGGUAAUUUGCGUAAGGAGAGCUAACGCCACGGCCCCCGGUGGACCGGACUCACGAAGGGAUCAGUGCUUGUCCUCCCCCGCUGACUCUCACUCUGGCAGUUCAGACCUGUCCUUCUGUGCUACAGAGCGAGGGACUGUGUUCGGGCUCAGAACCACGCCUGGACUGACGUAUGCCUGCUGGGGCCCAUGGCCUUGAAGACCCUGUGUGCGUACCGUACAACUACCAUAGUGUGUAGUUUAUUGGGUCUGCUCCUCUACAGUCCUUUUACGUUCUCUUUAGGCAUGUCACGUGUUUGUACGAAAGACACAGCUUUAAGUGGUCCUGCCUAGGCACCAGUGGCCUAAAACAUUAUGAUUUAGAAUUCCUUUGACCGAUGUGAAUAGAUGACAGAUUUUUUUGAAAGUACUGUAUUAAUCUGUCCUGGAAUUCCUUGGAUAUUUGCUGACCAAAAACCAGACUGAGCUGAAAGUUAAUACAGUACAUGCUUGAGUAAUUCAUCUUUGUGUGAUCACUGAACUCUUUACUGAAGCUCCCGUGGCUUACGCCCCCCCCCAGGCUAAUAUUCUAAUACAUUAUAAUGCGACAGUUUUUCCCAAAGGAAAUGCUUGCCGUUCAUCUUAACAAAUCUACAUUUACUUAGCAGAUGCUUUUCUCCAAAUCGACUUCCAGUGGAUACUAUGUAGCGUUAUCAACCCACACACCUUAUUCACCAAGGUGACUUACACAUCUGAGAAAGUAAAUCUGGUAAAUUUACUUAUAAGCAUUUUAAUAGGGAGCUAAUGGGGCGGUAAAGUAAGUUAAUUUGCUCAUAGUACAAAUUAAAUUAAAAACUAAAAUCUCUGUUUGAUGAAGUUAAAGGGCAGGGAAAAUGGUGCACAGCAGAAAUGACCCAAACUCCUUCCUGGAGGGAUCUAAUGCAAUGUUGCAUUUUUUUUUUUUUUUUUUUUUUUUUUAAAAAUAGACCCAAAUGAACUUUUUCCUCAGCGAAA